GAUUUCAGAUGUUGCUAUCGUCUAUCUACUGCGACAGUAAUAUGAAAGAGCAGGGGUCGCACAUUUUACGCGUCAUUUGUUAUGUGGUAAAUAAUGGCGGCGGAAGGCUUAGAGGACCUGAGCAACAACGGGGAACUCACAAACCCUCCAGAGCUUCAUGAGUCUGAGGUUGCAGACCUUCCCAAACCAGAUGUAGUGGAGUCAGUGAAGAGCGGUGCUGAUGGAGGAGACACAGGCGUCUCAACGGCACCCUACACAGCAGAAGGAGUAGAGGAGGAGGAGGGAGAGAUGCCGACAGACUUCGAGAGACUUUGGAAACAUACCAGUGACAAUCCUCAAGAUUUUAACAGCUGGACUGACCUUCUGCAGUAUUGUGAACAAGAGGGCCACAUGAGAGCUUACCGUCAAGCCCUGAAUGCAUUUCUGGUCAGGUAUCCUCUGUGCUACGGUUACUGGAAAAAGUUUGCGGACCUUGAGAGACAGGCCGGACACAACGAUAAGGCUGAAGAGGUGUGUGAACGAGGUUUGAAGGCCAUUCCUCUCAGUGUUGAUCUCUGGAUCCACUACAUCAACCUUCUGCUGGGAACACUCAACAUGAACUUGCCAGAGUCAACACGGCGCAUCCGCAGCGUGUUUGAGGAGGCAGUUGCAGCCGCUGGCUGGGACUUCCAUUCAGACAGGCUGUGGGAUCUGUACGCCGAGUGGGAGAAGGAGCAGGCCAACCUGAAGUCCAUGACCAGUGUCUAUGACCGAGUACUGAGGGUCCCCACACAGCUCUACAACACACAUUAUGAAAAACUGAAAACUCACCUAACCUCCCACCCGCCUCAGGACGUCCUGUCUCCUGAGGAGUACAGUAAGGUGAGGACUGAGUACAAACAGAGCCAGAUUCAAGCCAAAAAAGAAAGAUCUGAUAUCACUGCAGAUGAAGAGGAGAGGCCGCCAGGGGAGGAAGAGUCUGCAGACAACGGCAAGGACUCGGAAGAAGCAGUGCAGAAGAUGCAGGAGCUCCUGUUGGUCAGCAGAGAGGAAAUGUACCAACAAAAUGAGGCAGAAGUCAGGAAGAGAUGGAACUAUGAGGAUGCUAUUAAAAGGCCGUAUUUCCACGUGAAGCCUCUGGAUAGAGCUCAGUUGAAAGCCUGGCAGAGCUAUCUGGACUGGGAGAUAGCAGAAGCUGAAACAGCUGCAAUGGCUGCUGAUGGGGCGGCCGUGGAAGGCCAUGAAGAUUCAAAACAAGAAUGUGUAGCUGGGCACGAGAGAGUACUGAUUCUGUUUGAGCGCUGUCUCAUUGCUUGUGCACUCUAUGAGGAAUUCUGGGAUAAAUAUGUGCAUUACCUGGAGCCAUGCGGGCUGGAGGAGGUGCGUAAUGUGUACCGCAGAGCUUGUGAAAUCCAUCUUCCGUACAAACACAGCAUCCACCUUCAGUGGGCCUCAUUUGAGGAAAAACAUGGUAAUACUUCAGAGGCACGGCGUAUUCUAGAAUCCCUUGAGAUAACAUUGCCUGGUUUGGCUGCUGUGCGUCUGAGGAGGGUAGGUCUGGAGCGGAGAGCAGGGCGUUUAGAUGUGGCAGAGUCACUGCUGAAGGAGACGGUGGACCAAAGUAAAGACAACCCCACACUCCACGCCUUCUACUCCAUCAAACUGUCUCGCUUCCUUCACAAGCUGUGCAAGAACCCUGCGAGGGCCCGCGCUGUUCUACAGGAAGCCAUAGAGCUGAGUCCGGAUAAUGGUAGAUUGUACCAGAACCUUCUGGAGCUGGAGAUGUCAGGUGACCUGCGGGCUAAUGGAGGUGGUGUUCAGCAGUGUGUGGCCAAAGCGCUUGCUGCUCCUCUCUCCCCAAAGACCAAAAUACUUUUCUCUCAGCGCAGCCUGCAAUUUGCUGAGGACUUUGGGACCACAGUACAGAGUGUCUUGAGCAUAUAUGAGGAGCACCAGAAGCUGCUAAAGGAACACAAUGCAAAGAGAGGAGCAGAGAAUGGCGAUAAUGACGAUCCAGAAAAGAUGAACAAAAUGGACGAUGGAUCUGCCUUGACGGCGCCUCCACAGACUGCUCCACCCAUGAUGCCUCACGUUCCCAUGACAACACCACCUCCCUCUAUGAUGGGCGGAGACAUGAGUGGAUCAUAUGGAAGCUAUGGCAGCUGGUAUCAGCAGUAUGGAGGGUAUGGCAGCUACCAAAACCCAUGGAACCAGUAUAAUCAGUACUACCCUCCCAGCUAAAUCUCUUCAGAGACGGAGGUCUGGGGUGCUGCUUCAUGUGAUCCACUCACACAUCCUCAAUCCCCCGAAAGCCGUAGCAGUGCGUAACUUGAGCCAGUGUUAAAAGAGUGAGGGAUAAAAUGUAUAAACCUAUUACUGUGUUUUUAAAGGGCGUGACCCUGUCUUUCCCUGAAAUUUUUGUACUACGUGCCACCUUGCAACUUAAAAUGCAUUUGUAUAUAUAUAAAUAUAUACUGGUUCAUACUUACUUUUGAAGUAAUUUAUCUGUGAAUUAAGUUACAUUUACUGACUCCCUGAAAUGUAUUGUGAACAUUUUUCCAUUGACCAUUUUGUACCAAGUUCUUUUAAAAUGUGUAAAAUUCAGUUUAUUCUGUACAGUCACUGUAUUAUAAUUUUAAUAAAAUAUAAUAUACAUAAAACAA
Messenger RNA from Ctenopharyngodon idella (grass carp), 2642 nucleotides. RefSeq names its product pre-mRNA-processing factor 39. The record is from RefSeq and is a predicted model, not a curated record. The coding region runs from base 94 to 2220 and encodes 708 amino acids. Gene Ontology annotation, cellular component: commitment complex; U2-type prespliceosome; U1 snRNP. Gene Ontology annotation, biological process: RNA processing; mRNA 5'-splice site recognition. The transcript is spliced from 14 exons. Gene Ontology annotation, molecular function: protein binding. Lineage: Eukaryota; Metazoa; Chordata; Actinopteri; Cypriniformes; Xenocyprididae.